Anolis sagrei ordinatus is the source of this 899-nucleotide messenger RNA. RefSeq names its product prolactin (gene PRL). The record is from RefSeq and is a predicted model, not a curated record. Gene Ontology annotation, cellular component: extracellular region. NCBI's taxonomy places the organism in Eukaryota, Metazoa, Chordata, Lepidosauria, Squamata, Anolidae. Gene Ontology annotation, molecular function: hormone activity. Gene Ontology annotation, biological process: positive regulation of cell population proliferation; positive regulation of receptor signaling pathway via JAK-STAT; response to nutrient levels.
CUGCUGGCUAUCUUGAUGAUGAGUAACAUGUUCUUGUCAAGGAAAUGUGUAACUUCUUCACCUAUCUGUCCCAAUGAGUCUGAUAGUUGCCAGGUGUCUCUUGGGGAUCUUUUUGACCGUGCUGUCAAACUCUCACACUACAUCCACUCCCUUUCUGCAGAAAUAUUUAAUGAAUUUGAUGAACGUUACACUCAAGGCCGGGGUUUUAUUGCAAAGGCUGUUAACAGCUGCCAUACUUCUUCCCUCACCACUCCUGAAGACAAGGAGCAAGCCCAACAGAUUCAUCACGAAGACUUGCUAAAUCUAGUGUUGAGUGUACUCCGCUCCUGGAAUGACCCUCUACUCCAUCUGGCCUCUGAGGUACGAAGAAUCAAGGAAGCUCCAGAUACCAUUCUCUGGAAGGCUGUGGAGAUUGAGGCACAGAACAAACGGCUUCUGGAAGGAAUGGAGAGAAUAGUUGGACGAGUUCAUCCAAGUGAUUUGGGCAAUGAAGUCUAUUCUCAGUGGCCAGGGCUCCCAUCUCUCCAGCUGGCUGAUGAGGAUUCCCGCCUCUUUGCUUUCUACAACCUGCUACAUUGUCUGCGCAGGGACUCCAACAAAAUUGACAACUACCUGAAACUGUUGAAAUGCCGCCUCAUCCAUGAUAGCAAUUGUUGAGUAGUUUUGAUUUCACAUCAUUGAAAUGACAACACCAGACUAAAUAACUUGCCUUUAGCUUUGUCACUUACCAAUGUACAGGAUACACUUGAUGGAAAUCUCAUCCUGUAGUUCAUGAUUUACAGCCAUAUCAUACCACUUUUGUCUUUUGGAUGCCAACAAUCACUAUAGUAUCAAUUAUGAUUCUCCCUUAUCUUAGUGCGUCUGUAACUAGUGUCAUAGCAAUAUUCAGAUUAAGCAAU